UAAUCUCUCUAUUCUCCCAUUCAUCCUAUCAUACAGCCUCUUCUCCAUCAUCAUAAAUCCUAUUUCCCUUGUCAAUAAAUCCCUAUUUCUAAUGACCCCAGAGCCUUCCACCACCAGCCGGCAUCGUCACUCGCCCACAUUAAAACCUCUUAAACCACGGGUCGAUUCGGACGCUCCAGUUCAGAAUGGAACACCCCAGACUCGGAGCGCUGAUGUUUUGGUAGCCGCUGGAUUUCAACGUCAAUGGUCCGAGGAGAAAGAAAAUAUAUUACUUGGGCCUUACAACUAUCUUGUCUCCCAUCCAGGAAAAGAUAUCCGCCAGCAAUCCAUAACGGCCUUCAACAGCUGGCUGCAGGUUCCUGAAGUCUCUCUUCAGAUAAUUACCAAAGUCGUAGCUAUGCUACAUAAUGCCUCACUUUUGGUCGACGAUGUUGAAGACCGUUCUAAUUUGCGACGAGGUUUCCCUGUAGCGCACAGUAUAUUUGGGGUAGCACAAACCAUAAACUCCGCGAACUAUGUGUACUUCCAGGCCUUACAGGAACUUUUGAAACUCAACAAUCCAUUAGUGCUCAGGAUUUACACAGAGGAACUACUGAAUCUUCAUCGGGGCCAGGGGAUGGACCUCUUCUGGAGAGAUACAUUGACAACACCGACCGAGGAUGACUAUCUGGAGAUGGUUAGCAAUAAAACUGGUGGGUUAUUCCGUCUGGCUGUGAAGCUCAUGCAAGCCGAGAGCGCCUCGGACAAAGAUUAUGUUCCCUUGGUCAAUAUUAUUGGUCUGCUUUUCCAAAUCCUCGAUGAUUACUUAAAUCUCCAAUCAAAUCAGUACACCAAGAAUAAGGGAUUCUGUGAGGAUCUUACCGAGGGAAAAUUUUCAUUCCCUAUAAUCCACGCCAUCCGCAGUGAUCCAUCCAACCGUCAACUGUUAAAUAUUUUGGGGCAGCGAACUACAGAUGAGGAUGUCAAAAUGUACGCCGUUGCCUACAUGAAAGACCAAACAGGCACCUUUGACUACACGAGGAAAGUUAUCCACGAUUUACACAAGAAGGCAUUGGAGGCGGUUGAGGAACAUGGUGGAAACCCGUUACUGGUCGCGAUAUUGAUGAAAUUGGUGGCUAGAUAAGGGAACUGCUUCCUCCCUAAGGGGGGAGGGUUAUUUCUGGAGUGAUUUUUUUUCCCUUUUUUUCCUUUUUUUCCUUUUCUUUUUUUUUCUCUUAUUUAUAUCGAUGGGUGUAGGUCUUUCACCCCACCCGAUGUUAUAUCAGGUUUAUUUUUUCUUUGGGGUUUAGGUCUUUUCUUGGGCAUCGGGAAGGCUAGUUUGGGUUUGUUACGAAUGUCAUUGUUUCAAGGGCAGCAUUUCUUUCUCUUGCAUUGGGGUUCUUGACAUUUGCAAAAGCUUAUGUAUUUAGCUCUGGGAUCGUGUUGUGUCAUUGCUUUUUUACGUGGGCUAGUUUUAAUGUAGCUCCCAUCGUGCACCCGCUCAUGAGUAGAGACCAUAGACAAUCUAAAGCUACAUAUCAUAUUCAGA
Molecule: messenger RNA, 1528 nt
Organism: Tuber melanosporum (Perigord truffle)
Lineage: Eukaryota; Fungi; Ascomycota; Pezizomycetes; Pezizales; Tuberaceae
Exons: 6
Coding region: 92-1123 (343 amino acids)
Biological process (GO): isoprenoid biosynthetic process
Molecular function (GO): prenyltransferase activity
Source: RefSeq, a predicted model, not a curated record